This is a messenger RNA of Maylandia zebra (zebra mbuna), 1068 nucleotides long. The record is from RefSeq and is a predicted model, not a curated record. Lineage: Eukaryota; Metazoa; Chordata; Actinopteri; Cichliformes; Cichlidae.
AUGGAACAGUCUCAGCCAGCUGAACCGCACUCAUCUCUUCAUCAAGAGACUGAUUUUGUUUCUGCUGAUGUUGGUGAUGAAGUAACUCUGCACUGUUCUUACGAAGGUGAAGCUGCAAGACUUUACUGGUACAAACAAACUCUGGGACAAAAACCAAGGCUCAUCUCUACCUACUACAGAUAUGAGGGAAAUGGCAUAUUUUAUAAUGAAUUCAAAAGUAAUCCACGCUUUACGUUAGUUACUGGCAUCAGUAAAAAUCACUUGAAAAUAACAGAUCUGCGUGUCUCAGAUUCAGCUACUUACUACUGCGCAACAAGCUUUACUUUUAUUUUAGAGUUUACCAAAGAAACAUAUCUCAAUGUAAAAGGUUCCAGUUUGGACAUCCAGACUUUUGUCCUACAAUCACUAUCUGAGACCAUCCAGCCAGGAGGCUCUGUGACUCUGAACUGUACAGUCCGCACUGGGACCUGUGAUGAAGACCACAAGGUUUACUGGUUCAAAGACUCCGAAGACUCUCAUCCAGGGCUCAUAUACACCCAUGGAGGCAGGAAUGAUGAGUGCAAGAAGAAAUCUGAGGCACAAGCACACACCUGUGUGUACAGCCUGCCAAUGAAGAACUUGAAUGUCUCUCAUGUUGGGUCCUACUACUGCGCUGUUGCUUUAUGUGGACGCUUACUGUUUGGUAAUGGGACCAAGCUGAAUGUUGAGGUAGAUGAAGCGGACACUCUUCUCUUGUUGUAUUUCUGGAGGGGGGUUUCAGCUUUCACCAGCGUCCUGAGUGUUUUACUGGCUUCCUUAAUGUGCAUGAUGAGAAAGAAAAACAGCAGCACAUACACAGAUUAUCCAGCAAAAAACUCCCCCUUUUUCAAAGCAAAUGGUGACCAAGAAGGAGGCUACCUCUAUUUCAAACCUUUGAGGGACAUGAAGAUGAACAGAUCAGAAAUGCAGAUGGACAACACCUGGACUUUGAUGGCAGGGGGCGGCCAGGAGGACCUCAAUCUCUCUCAUUAUGGCACGUUACUCGACAGAGCCAAUCAUGUUCUGCAGUGUGAUGUGAUGAACCAAUGA